AUGUUUCUUCUUUCCGUGUCUCAUCAGAUAAUAAAUACAACUGAUCAGGGCCGAGGAAAACGUUGUAAUUUCUCACUCCCUCUCUCUCUCCCUCUCCCCAGAAUCUCUCUCUUCCUCUCCUCCUCUAUCUCUCUCGCUCCCUCUCUCUAUCUCCUCCUCUUCUUCCCCCUCUCUCUCCCUUCUCUCUCUGCCCCUCUCCUCCCUCCCUCCCUCCCCACUCUCCCCCUCUCUCUCACUCACUCUCCCCACUGUCUCUCUCUCCCCACUGUCUCUCUCCCUCCCUCUCUCUAUCUCCCUCUCUCCCCAUCUCUCCCUCUCACUCCCUCUCUCCCCCCAUCUCAUCUCCCCUCCCUCUCUAUCUCCCUCUCUCCCUCUCUCCUUCUCUCUCCCCUCCCCCCAUCUCUCUCCCGCUCCCCUCUAUCUCUCUCUAUCUCCCUCUCUCUCCCCUCUCACUCCUUCUCUAUCCCUCCCCCCCCAUCUAUCUCCCUCUCCCCUCUAUCUCUCUCUAUCUCCCUCUCUCUCCCCUCUCUCCCUCUCACUCCCUCUCUCUCCCUCCCCCUCUAUCUCUCAUUCUCCCUCUCUCCCCCCUCUCUCUCUCUCUGUAAUUUCUAG
Molecule: messenger RNA, 612 nt
Organism: Acanthosepion pharaonis
Lineage: Eukaryota; Metazoa; Mollusca; Cephalopoda; Sepiida; Sepiidae
Source: the annotation of a GenBank genome assembly